GCAGUGCGUGUGGCAUCCCGAUAGAGCAAGAGAGGAGUAAGUGGCAGUGCUGGGUGGCGGGAGCGCGGCUGUCACUGCGCUGGAGCAUCCCUGAGCUUCUGAACAGAGCCGAUCAGCCAGCCAGCGGUGCGCACAGCAGCAAGCCGGCGCCGAUCUCCUCCGUGUCUCCGCUCAGAGAGACCGAUCCUCCAAGACUUCGCACAAAGCACGUUUUCCAAAGCAGCGCGAGGGAGCGCCCAGCCGCGUGCAGGCGGACGCACCCUUCCUGUCCUUUGUUCCGGGGGGGAUCUGCAACUGCUCUUCUCCCCAAUUCGAGUGUCUUCUCCCGGGGUGGCGGGUCGCCGAGUGCAGCUACGAAAAUGCCUUUGGAACUGACCCAGAGCCGGGUGCAGAAGAUAUGGGUGCCUGUCGAUCACCGACCCUCGUUGCCCAGAACCUGUGGGCCAAAGCUGACCAACUCCCCAACGGUGAUUGUGAUGGUGGGCCUCCCCGCCCGGGGUAAGACAUACAUCUCCAAGAAGCUGACUCGCUACCUCAACUGGAUAGGUGUUCCAACAAAAGUGUUCAAUGUGGGAGAGUAUCGACGAGAGGCCGUGAAGCAGUACAGCUCUUACAACUUCUUCCGACCUGACAACGAGGAAGCCAUGAGAGUCCGGAAACAGUGUGCCUUAGCUGCCCUGAGAGAUGUCAAAAGUUACCUGACGAAGGAAGGAGGACAGAUUGCAGUUUUUGAUGCCACCAACACUACUAGAGAGAGGAGACACAUGAUCCUCCAUUUUGCCAAAGAAAAUGACUUUAAGGCCUUUUUCAUUGAGUCCGUGUGCGAUGACCCUACUGUUGUGGCCUCCAACAUCAUGGAAGUUAAAAUCUCCAGCCCGGAUUACAAAGACUGCAACUCGGCAGAAGCCAUGGACGACUUCAUGAAGAGAAUCAAUUGCUAUGAAGCCAGCUACCAGCCUCUUGACCCCGAUAAAUGUGACAGGGACUUGUCGUUCAUCAAAGUGAUUGAUGUUGGCCGGAGGUUCUUGGUGAACAGGGUGCAGGACCACAUCCAGAGCCGAAUUGUGUACUACCUGAUGAAUAUCCACGUGCAGCCCCGCACCAUCUACUUGUGUCGGCAUGGCGAGAAUGAAUACAACCUGCAGGGAAAGAUUGGGGGCGACUCAGGCCUGUCCAGCAGAGGCAAGAAGUUCGCCAACGCCUUGGGCAAGUUUGUGGAGGAGCAGAAUCUGAAGGACCUGCGUGUGUGGACGAGCCAGCUGAAGAGCACCAUCCAGACCGCGGAGGCGCUGCGGCUCCCCUAUGAGCAGUGGAAGGCACUCAACGAGAUUGAUGCCGGUGUGUGUGAGGAACUAACCUAUGAGGAGAUCAGAGACACCUACCCUGAGGAGUACGCACUGCGUGAACAGGACAAAUACUACUACCGCUAUCCCACAGGCGAGUCCUACCAGGACCUUGUCCAGCGCCUGGAGCCUGUGAUCAUGGAAUUAGAGCGCCAAGAGAAUGUGUUGGUCAUCUGUCACCAGGCUGUCCUACGCUGCCUGCUGGCCUACUUCCUCGACAAGAGUGCAGAGGAGAUGCCAUACCUGAAAUGUCCCCUUCACACCGUCCUGAAACUAACACCUGUUGCGUAUGGGUGCCGUGUGGAGUCCAUCUACUUGAAUGUAGAAUCAGUGAGCACACACCGGGAGAGAUCAGAGGCUGUCAAAACACAACACUUUGCCAGUGUAGUCAGACCUUCCUCUUACACCGAACUUGACUUUCUGUCUGUGGAGUCCGCAAAACAGGAUGCAAAGAAGGGACCUAACCCACUCCUGAGACGCAAUAGUGUCACCCCGCUAGCCAGCCCUGAGCCCACCAAAAAGCCUCGCAUCAACAGCUUUGAGGAGCAUGUGGCUUCCACUUCUGCUGCCCUGCCCAGCUGCCUGCCCCCGGAAGUGCCCACGCAGCUGCCCGGACAACCUUUGCUAGGGAAAGCCUGUCUACGAACUGUCUGUCACAUUUUUUCAAAGUUUUCUCCUUACUAACCUGGGAAAGAACAUGAAGAGCCCCUGGAGCGGCACUGAGUCUUCCCAGAAGUACUGAGCUGAAACACGGGUUCCAUUCCAUUUCUACAGCCCGCCUUGUGCCCGCUCAUCUGCCUGAGGCCAAAUGACCCCAAGGACUUCUGGACUGGGGGACAGUGGAGGUCUGCUGGCUGAAGAGUAGUAGCACCCCUUGAGAUGCUGGUGUGGCAAAGACAACUAGGAAGUUCUACAGACCCCAGCUUCCCAUGGCAAAGCUGCAGAUCUCCUCACCCUCUGUUCUCCUGGGACUUCCAGGGUGUCUGAGCUCACAGACCCCUCUGAAGCAUGGGGAGGACUGUAGUUCUAGAGGAGGUGGGAUCAGGCCCCUAAGUGGGGGUACUGGGUGCCACCAAGCUCUUCUGUUUUCUUUCUUGGAUCCUGGCCUGGCAUGUUGAUAGCUGGAAGACAAGACUGGUAGAUAAUCUUGAAAUUCAGAGUGACUUAGACCCCAGUUGCCAGAGGCUCAGGGAUGUUCAAACACUCACGUGACUUUUAUACAUCUUGGCCUGGGAAGAGGCCUCAAAGAUAAGGGACUUGGACACAUGCUGCAUUGGGUGUGGCGGUUCUCCUUCUGAGGAGUUCCUGAGCUCACUGGUCAGCUGAGCAAUGACAGGCCCUGGCUCCUCCAUUCCACAUCCCUUCUAGGUCUCAAGUUAGGGGACACACUGGGUGCCUCUGUGGAAGGAAGCUUUUUGCUGAAAAAUAACCGGGGCCCCCUCUUCCCAUUGGCCCUUAGGCCUUCUGUUCUCCGACCUGGGCCUGGAGGCACCUGAUCUGACCCUGUGGCUGGCUGUUUGUUUUGCACUUUCCUUCUUUUCUUCCUCUCUCCCUUACCCCCUCUCCCCCUCCCUCCCUCCUUCCUUCCUUUCUUCCCUCACCUUUUUCUUUUUGGGGCAGAAUUGUGACCAAAAGUCACACGCCACUUCAGGAACUUAGAUGGCAGGUGUUGGCCCUUGGAGGCUCGGAGCUGCUGAGUGGGAGGAGCUGGAGUGUCUGAGGUGGGGAGGCUCAGAGCCUUCAGCCUCAACCUCACACUUUACUUACAUUUCCCAAGAAGGGAUGGUGGUCCAAGUAGGGCUCGAUCCAAGCUGCUUGCUCCUAGAGCUGUCUCCCAUGUUUCGGCCUAGUAUCUGUUGUAUGCCUGAUACUACCUUGCUGGGCAUCUCAAGGAGUUCCCAAGAGUCGAAAAUUGUCCUUGUUGGCUUUGUGAUUUCUGCGACAUUUUUGCAUGGCCUGAAAGCAGUGCUGAUGUAACUACCUACUGUUUUUGUCUGCCUGUUUCUCCCCCUUUAUCCACCCAAGUUCUGGGGGAGGAGAGGACAUCCUGGAAGAAACCAUUUGGAAACUAUGGUUUUUGCCCAAAUGAACCUUUAAAAUGUGUCCCAUAGCUGGUGCCUUCUCCUAUCCUCCCCAGCUCAGGGGACAGGUCCUGGGGUGACACGAGGACAAGUUUUGGAUGCUUUAAAGUCACUUUGUGACUUUCACAGCUAACCACUCGAAUUCUCAGUCCAGCCCACUCUCCUCUAAAUCUAUGGUCACAGAGAGAGGACUAUAUACAUAAGACGGGGACUGUUUCCUCUCAGAGUCUUGACAAGGGUAUAUGCAGUGCGGACUUGUGCCCAGUUGUACACAGGCUGGUAAUACCUUUAGACCUGGGGACCUACAGUGUUGCAUUUGGCAGGUGGGUAGGAUCUUAACUGUGUAACCCAAACUAGCCUCAAACUUAAUGGCAGUCCUCCUGUCUCAGCCUCCCAAAUCCAGCACUGGGGAAAUAAGCUGAGCCUGUGAUGCCUGGUAGUGUGGCUUUGUUCGUUUCUUAGCUGCCCCCUUCUGAGCACAUCUACUCUCUAGUUACAGAACCAGCUCUUAGAACAUAGAGACUCUCAAGGCCGAGACAGGUAGGCAUGGUCCCCUGUGACUAACUUAAGUCAGUACGAUAAGCGAGAGCUUUGCCCGAUGUGACUUCAUGUCUUGUGAAGGCCUGUGGAGAAGAUCAGGAGAUUGUGAACGGGCGGAACAUAGCUUGAUCCAAGAUGCUGUGACUGUAUGGAUGGGGUGGCAUCACUCACAGAACUUCCACACUCCCACCAAAACCAAGGAAAUAAAAUGGGACCAAUGUUUUUAACUUUGCAUAUUUUUUGAUUUGGGGGUAGAUUUCUUCCAUUCCCUUAAACCAUGGACAACACCCUUCAUUUAUGAGGAGAAGAAAAACUGUUGGAACCACACCAAUGAUAUUUUCAUUUGUAAUACUUGAAAUUUAUUUUUUUAUUAUUUUGAUAGCAGAUGUGCUAUUUAUUUAUUUAAUAUGUAUAAGGGAGCCUAAAAAUAGAAAGCUGUACAGAUUGGGUUUAAUUGUUCAUUGGUUUGGGGCCUAUCUAUGUGUGAUUGAUGACUUCUUCAUGUUCUGUGUAAUUGUCUCUCUCAAGGACCUGGGAAGAAGCCAUGCAAGCUUUUAAACAGGAUAUGCCUUUCAGAAAUUUGUAUAUUUUGCAAUUGCUAGAACAAUAAAAACCUGGUUGAGAUAAA
Molecule: messenger RNA, 4592 nt
Organism: Mesocricetus auratus (golden hamster)
Lineage: Eukaryota; Metazoa; Chordata; Mammalia; Rodentia; Cricetidae
Gene: Pfkfb3
Product: 6-phosphofructo-2-kinase/fructose-2,6-biphosphatase 3
Exons: 18
Coding region: 360-2027 (555 amino acids)
Biological process (GO): fructose metabolic process; fructose 2,6-bisphosphate metabolic process
Cellular component (GO): cytosol
Molecular function (GO): 6-phosphofructo-2-kinase activity; ATP binding; fructose-2,6-bisphosphate 2-phosphatase activity
Source: RefSeq, a predicted model, not a curated record